AUGUCUUCCAACGGGCGCCUCAUCAAACCCAACACUCCGAGCGCCAAAACCUUAUACCAAACAACUUCUCCAUACGAACAGUGUAUCGGCUACUAUCGAGGCGUCCGCUAUGGUCAGCACGUCUUCAUUUCUGGAACAACAUCCGUUGACCCUCAUUCCUCGCCCUCGGCUCCUCAAAUCCUUUACCCUGGCAAUGCCGCAGCUCAAAUGCGUGUUGCACUGGGCGAAUGCAUUCGAGUAGUGGGAGAGUUAUCCGGAAGUAUGGCACAAGCGUUGGAGAGUAUCGUUCGGGUGAGGAUGUAUGUGAGUCGGAAAGAAGACGCCGCGGUGGUAAUGGGGGUAUUUAGUGAGAUGCUGGGUGCGGGAAGAAAAGACGCAGAGGAAGGGGAUGGGGUGGGUGCAGCUGCAACGGCAAUUGUCGUGAAGGAUGGUUUUGUGGAUGACAUGAUGUUGGUUGAGGUGGAAGUCGAUGCAAUUAUUUCAUCUUGCUCUAAAACAAUUGCAUAG
Messenger RNA from Ophidiomyces ophidiicola, 507 nucleotides. RefSeq lists its product as uncharacterized. Bases 1 to 507 code for a protein of 168 amino acids. The record is from RefSeq and is a predicted model, not a curated record. Lineage: Eukaryota; Fungi; Ascomycota; Eurotiomycetes; Onygenales; Onygenaceae. The transcript has a single exon.